UUUGUCAGAUUCAAACGAUCGAGCCGGAGAAUGAAGGUGACCGCUGUACUACUGCUCGCGCUGGUUGCCCUUGUGGCAUCAGACGAUAUUGACUGGAGCAAAGUGCGACCGAUCUCGCGCAUGCCACGCUACUGGCGACGCAUUCCGAAACAACUGAUCCGUCAAAUGGUCAGCGAUUUGGAGGAUUUCCCGAGACACAGACCGGACGGAAGAAUAGUUGGUGGAUACGAAGCCACUCCCGGCCAGUUUCCAUACCAGGCUGUGUUGAUUUCCCAGUUUCCCGAGGGUGGCGCACUGUGUGGAGGUUCUAUCCUCAGUGCGAACUUCAUUCUAACUGCUGCCCAUUGUGUCGAUCAAGCGAGCGGAGGUACUGCCAUUCUGGGCGCCCAAGAUCGUACGAAUGCUGAUGAAGUGGGACAGGUACGAAUUCCGUUCGAUCAAUCAGGAAUCUACUACCACGAGGACUGGACUCCGGAAUUGAUUCGUAACGAUAUUGCAACGGUUCGUCUGCAAAGUCCAGUUACGUUCACUGAUCGCAUUCAACCCGUUACGUUGCCAACCUGGAGUGAUGUAGAGAACGAUUUCGCCGGUAUCACCGGAACAGUAUCGGGAUUCGGACGCUUCUCGGAUGAUAUAGCCCAAGCUUCGGAUAUUCUGCGGUAUGUCACCAAUCCGAUCCAAACCAAUACGGCGUGCAACAUUCGAUUCCUGGGAUUGAUUCAGCCGGAGAACAUUUGCCUGGCCGGCGAUAAUGGACGGGGUGCUUGCAGCGGUGAUUCCGGUGGUCCUCUAACGAUUUCGCGUGGUGGCGAUACCGUGCAAGUCGGUGUCGUUUCGUUCGGUCUGGCACUGGGAUGCGAACGCAACUGGCCGUCCGCGUUUGCCCGUACCACCUCGUUCCUGCAGUGGAUUCAGGCCCGCUCGGAUGUGAUCAUUCAAGCUUAGAUAUGUUGAGCUGGCGGCUAUAAGACAGUUUUUUAAUGACGAAUGAUCAAAAGUUUUAGAUUGUAAAUUGACAUUAAUAAACCAGUACGAUUUGUUAUGAGUUAAA
Messenger RNA from Wyeomyia smithii (pitcher-plant mosquito), 1051 nucleotides. RefSeq names its product brachyurin-like. NCBI's taxonomy places the organism in Eukaryota, Metazoa, Arthropoda, Insecta, Diptera, Culicidae. Gene Ontology annotation, molecular function: serine-type endopeptidase activity. Bases 31 to 945 code for a protein of 304 amino acids. The transcript is spliced from 2 exons. Gene Ontology annotation, biological process: proteolysis. The record is from RefSeq and is a predicted model, not a curated record.